Molecule: messenger RNA, 1268 nt
Organism: Chroicocephalus ridibundus (black-headed gull)
Lineage: Eukaryota; Metazoa; Chordata; Aves; Charadriiformes; Laridae
Gene: DBNDD1
Product: dysbindin domain containing 1
Exons: 5
Coding region: 202-699 (165 amino acids)
Biological process (GO): negative regulation of protein kinase activity
Cellular component (GO): cytoplasm
Source: RefSeq, a predicted model, not a curated record
CGCCGCGGCGGGCAGGAGCGUGCGGGCUGCGGGCUGGCACCGGGCCCGCCCCGCCCAGCAGCGGCACCGGUACCGGUACCGGCACCGGCACCGGCCCGGCCCAUGGAGGCUCCGGGAGCGGUCGGCACCGUAGGCAGCCGGUGAGCCCAGGCCGGAGCAGGGUGGCGUGGCCGGCAACGUGGCCGGCGGCGUGGCGUGACCAUGCAGACGGAGGCCAGAGGGGAUUUCUGCGGCAGAGACCAGCGCCCCGAACUCAGCAAGGAGACGCUGGCCCCAGAGCACCCUGUGGGGACCCCUGUCCACGGGCCAGCCCAGGAGCCCCCCACAGACCCCGUGGAGGAGCAGGGCGGCAUCCCCAUCCCCAGCGCCGGCCUGCUGCAGGUCACCGAGCGCAGACAGCCCCUGAGCAGCGUCUCCUCGCUGGAGGUGCACUUCGACCUGCUGGACCUGACAGAGCUGACUGACAUGUCGGACCAGGAGCUGGCCGAAGUCUUCGCCGACUCCGAUGAGGAGAACGUGGCCGGAGAGUCGCCCAGCGGGCUGCAGCCGCAGGUGGUGCCACGGGCCGGGUACCUGCGCUCGCCCUCCUGGACCCGAGCGCGGGAGCAGGGCCGGGAGAAGAAGCACCUCAGCGACCCAGAGCUGCCGCCGGGACCCCCGGACGCCUUCCUGCCCGCCGAGCGCCCGCGGGAGCCCUAGGGGCUGCCCCGGCACCGGGGGACGGACGCAGGGACACGCCAGGGGACAGACGUGGGGACACAGCAGUGCCAGUCGCCUCCUUUCAUCCCCAGCACCGACGGAGCCCAUCCCCGCCGCCCUGCCCGGGGGGGCCGGGGUGCAGGACUGAUGCCGCGGGGGGGGGGGUCACCUCUCCCGGAGGCACGGCGGACCGGCCCCGGGGAGAGGAGCCCCGGGGAAGGAGGCACGGGGCCGGCCAAAGCCGGUGGCCCGGAGCGGCCCCCCGAGCGGCGGGGAAGGAGCAGCCGGCCCCCCCCCGCCGGGACCCGGGGCUGCCCGUAGCCCAGCGCGGGGCCGGCGCGGUCCCGUCUGCCGCGGCGGAGCAUGGCCGGUGCCGGUGCCCGCCCGGUCCUCAUGUAGCAGCGUUUUGUUCCGGUAAAACCGACCGACCCACCACCGCCGCGGCUCUGCCCGUCUCCGUCGCCGCUGGGCGGGGAGGGGGGGUUGCGUCAGGGGAGGCGACCCCCGGGCGGGACACGGGGCUCCCCCGGGGGAGACCGGGGAAGGGGGCGGCGCGGGAGGGGAACCCA